Molecule: messenger RNA, 3818 nt
Organism: Etheostoma cragini (Arkansas darter)
Lineage: Eukaryota; Metazoa; Chordata; Actinopteri; Perciformes; Percidae
Product: excitatory amino acid transporter 1-like
Exons: 13
Coding region: 382-1914 (510 amino acids)
Biological process (GO): L-glutamate transmembrane transport
Cellular component (GO): plasma membrane
Molecular function (GO): glutamate:sodium symporter activity; neutral L-amino acid transmembrane transporter activity; L-glutamate transmembrane transporter activity
Source: RefSeq, a predicted model, not a curated record
UUAGGCUUUUGGCCUACCUUACAUAUUUGGUUUUAUUUGUAUUUUUUGGUUAGUGUUAAUGUUUUUUAUGUGCUAUUAAAUAAAUCAAAUCCUAGCCCGUUAAACUACUCUACAUCCAGGUAUAAUACAUGUUGUAGUUGCUGUCUCUUCUAAAUUGAACAUUAACCAUUGGCGUGUAACUUGAGGGAAAGGCACAGACACAAAGCUGAUGAUUGAUGUAGUCGAGUCAUUGUGAUGAUAAAUUUGUCAAUCCAUUACUACUUUGGUGACUGGGCUUCCAACGGUUCACGGAAUAGCAUUUUAAAGGUGAUCUCUUUUUCCAUCAGAACCGCGACACUGAGAAGAAUUCUAUACUGGUUGUAGGGACUAAUCAGGAAAGAAAUGCUGCCAAGCCCUGAUAACCUGUCUGAGUUGGACCAAGUAGAGGUCACAGAACCCCAGGAAACCCAAACAUACCGCAAACGUAAGAAGCCCUCAGGUCAUUUAUCUUCAUCCCAGAAUGGAUCUGUUAUCAUGGCUUUUCUUGAGAGAAAUGCUUUUGUUGUUCUUACAAUGGCCGCUGUUGCAUUAGGGAUUGGCCUGGGCUUUGCUCUGCGACACGUUAAGAUGUCAGCCAGGGAUGUAAAAUAUUUAACCUUUCCUGGAGAGCUGUUGAUGAGAAUGCUGCAGAUGAUGGUGCUUCCUCUCUUUGUUUCCAGUGUGAUCACAGGAAUGUCAUCUGUGGACAGGAAGGCUUAUGGGAAAAUUGGGCUAAGGGCCUUGGGCUAUUACAUGGUCACCACGCUUAUUGCUGCAUUCACUGGCAUUGCCUUAGCUGUUAUGAUCCAACCAGGGAAAUCAUCCAGGGCUGCCUCAGUGUCCUCUAGUGGUAAUGCAGAUGCUGCACAGCCUGUGGAUUCCUUUCUAGAUCUAAUCAGAAAUAUGAUUCCUUCAAAUUUGGUGGAAGCAUGUUUCAGAAAGUACAAAACAGUUUAUUCCACAAGUGUUUCUACCGGAAAAAGUAUUGGCGUCAUCAAUUUGACAGAGACCAGUACAAAAAAUGACACAGUACCAGUGCCAGGCACCUUAGAUGGAUUCAAUAUUUUGGGUCUAUUGGCCUUCUCUGUUGCCUUUGGCCUCAUCCUGGGUAGUAUGGACACUGAGGGAAAACCUCUGAGGGAUUUCUUUGACUGCCUCAAUAAAGCCAUAAUGCAUCUGGUCAACAUAAUCAUCUGGUAUUCUCCUGUGGGAAUCCUCUUCCUGCUGGCAGGACAGAUUGUGAGGAUGACAGACACUGUGGAGAUAGGGCAUGAAGUUGCCAUGUAUACUCUCACUGUGAUUACUGGCCUCCUAAUCCACAGCCUCCUCACCCUUCCCCUCAUAUAUUUCAUGGUCACACGUAAGAAUCCCUUUGUGUUCAUGGCUGGUCUACUCCAGGCUCUCACCACUGCCUUUGGUACUUCAUCCAGUUCUGCAACCUUACCUGUGACAUUUUACUGUAUGGAAGAAAAUCAUAACAUGGACAAAGGAGUGACACGCUCCAUGCUCCCUGUUGGGGCCACAAUGAACAUGGAUGGUGCAGCACUCUAUGAAGCUAUAGCUGCGUUAUUCAUUUCCCAGGUUAAUAAUAUGGAUUUUAACCUGGGUCAAAUCAUUGUCCUCAGUUUGAUUGUCACAGCUGCAAGCACUGGUGCAGCAGGCAUCCCACAGGCUGGCAUGGUAUCCAUGGUGAUUGUGUUGGAAUCAGUUGGACUACCCACUGAAGACAUAUCAUUGCUCAUGAUAGUUGAUUGGAUACUGGAUCGGCUGAGGACUACCACCAAUGUGCUGGGUGACUGUGUCGGUGUGAGUGUAGUGCAGCAUCUCUCCAGACAUGAGCUGCAGUGCUGCAGCCCUGCAGAAAAAAGCUUGUUGGAAGAAAGCUCCCCGUUAUGAGCACCAUGAGGCUUUGCACCAUCUUACAUGUUUUUGUAGAGUAAUAAAAAAAUGUCUUUGUUAAAUUGACAAGGUACAUUUUACUACCCAGUAUACGGUAGUAGUAGAUAAUCAUUUAGCUUGCAAUAUGGACAGUUAUCCCCAGGAACACCUUUUAGCUCUUCAAAAGAAACAGUCAAAGAAACCCUGUGACUUGCCGAUGUUAGUGGAAUAGACAUCAGGAAGGGGAAGGGCUUCUCCUGUGUGAAUUAGUUGACCCUGCUUCUGCUCAUAUUAGGAAGAGUAAUAUGCUUUGGAGACAUAACCCUCAGCACUACAGGCACAGAAGGGAUUAGCAUCACACUCCCUGCAGCUCUGCAUUUUCAGCUUGAUGCAUGACAUGCUGGUGUUCUAUGUAUGUUUGAUAUAAAAUGUCAAACUUUAGGAAUUGAUAAAACUAGUAUAGACUGACAGUAUUUGCACAGAGAAUAUACAUGUUAUUAAUAAAUUAGUCAAUUUUUGCAUGUACACUGUGACUAGUGUUGUCUAGGGUGUGUUUUUAGUCUGAUUUUGGCCCCAUAAUGCUUACAUUUUUUGAUAAAACCUUUGGCUUCCAUUAUUUCCCACUGAUAUAAUUCCUUUCUUGAAGAACAUCAGAGUGUACUUUGUGGAUUGUGGAAAAUUAGAUUGAUGUUGAAUAGUAUAUCUCAACUGGGAUUAGACCAGCACCCUAUUUCCUUCCUUGGUGCAUUGUAGAUAUGUCUAUCAUAGGGAACACUCUACCACCAUCUGGUGGCAGGACCGACAACACUCAAGACAAAAACUGUCUGUGACCCACUUACACUUAAAUUAUGAAUAUAAAUACAUACAGAACAGUUUAGCAAUCAAUGAAAGUAAACACAAUACAGUGUGAGCCUGGAACUGAAACAAGAGUUGUUGCAAAAUGGGUGUGCAGUUUUUAAGGGAAACACAACAGAACAUUCCAAUUUCAUCUUAUUGACUAUAAAACACUCAAAGAUCUUUAGAUUGUUCUCAAAAUAAGUAAAUCUAUAAAUAAAUCUAGGCAAUUUUAUUCUUUGAAAUAAGAUGGAAAAACUAUAACUUAUUUAAAAAAAAAAAAAUGUUCUCGAACACCUUAAGCUACCUUAACUAUUUUCAGCAUCUCUUAACAGUACCUGAUUUAUGGAAAAACAAAUGCUUUUAGUCACAAGUCUGGGCAUGUUGCAGUGUGUCAGUGCUAUGCAAAGUAGCGUUAUUAAUAGAAUACUGUAAACAUACCCAAAAUGCAUUUUCUUGCCAAGCAACCAAUGGCAGGAGAAGAAUAGGAAACUGUGGCUGCCCCCACUGGGUGAUGAGUGUACUGCCAGAGAGAAGCCACUCUGUGUCACCGACAUCGCCCAGAGCUCAGUGCAGCUGUGAGGACAGAGAGGGUGGGAGGGAAGGAGGGGGUGUGAGCAUCACAGCUAGGGAGCAAGAGAAAAGGAAUUCAUUGGAGGAGGGAUUGUAAUUAAGAAGGAGAGAGGUUAAAAGAGAUGGUGAGAAAAGGCAAGAAAGUGAGAGAGUGUAUGUACAGUAUAUAUGUGUGUGUGUGUGAGGGAGGAAGAUGCUGUUGCCAGGGAACAGCAGUGAAGUAGAAACGUCGAGAUUGCAGUAGGGUCAAAACACGUUAAAUUGUGGACACAAAAUGGACUGAACGCGUGGAGAAGGAAAACAGCGGAUCCUGACUCCCAGCAUCUUAAGAGAAUCAAAGAGAAGGUACAGUAGGAUGACACAUUUUCUCUCUCAGCCGCAUCAGUAAACAGCAGGAAUCAUCCAGCAGCCCAGAUCCUGAGCACUCCAGUGUCCCACUUGCGGAUGUAAACAAUGAGGACCCCUACUCUGCUCAGGCAGAUUUAAGGAGGAGGUAGAAAUUUAAGAGGAGACAC